Molecule: messenger RNA, 1242 nt
Organism: Batrachochytrium dendrobatidis JAM81
Lineage: Eukaryota; Fungi; Chytridiomycota; Chytridiomycetes; Rhizophydiales
Exons: 3
Coding region: 1-1242 (413 amino acids)
Source: RefSeq, a predicted model, not a curated record
AUGAAUAUUGAAACAACAAAGACAGCAACAACACAACUGUUGAAUGAAUACUACCAAAUCAGCACUCAAGCCAUACCAACACAGAGAGUCAAGUCUGAAUGGCAGGAUGACAACAGGCGAGGUUUGUUUUUGGGAAUCAUCCAAGAGGGAGAAACCUCACACAUCACUCGACUGCACAACCUGCUGACUGCCAACCAAUUUGCAGAGCAGCAGGAAUUCUCAACCAAGAUCCAGUUGUCAGACCCAGAACAUCAUUGUACAUUCAUUGAUGACAUGUUUGGGUAUUACAUACUGCCAUUCCACAAAGACUACAACGAUUCAUCCAGCUGUCACACUCCAGUUUCAUCAAACCCAACAUCAAGAACCAACUCUGCUGAUGAUCUGGACUAUGUUGCAAAAGUGAGUGAGCUACAGCACAAGGACUUGAACAAGGUGGUUGAGAAGAGAGACAGUGUCUGCUUGUUUUGCUGGGAUAAGCUGUCCUUGCAAGGAGCACACAUCAUAUCCCAAAAGAACAUUGGAAUGGCAUACAACGAACCAUCCAUCCUGCUACGAUCUGGUUUGACGCAGAAACAUCAAAUACAGAACGGACUGUUGUUGUGUAUCAAGUGCCAUGACCAAUUUGGUAAACUAAAGCAAUAUGUGGAUGUAGUGGAUGACAAACUGGUGAUCAAUGAUCUGACAAGUGACAAGCACAAGAAGUGGAUUGAGACAAUUGAAGAUUUGAAAGUUAUCCGCAGAACAAGGCAAAAGAGAUGGACUGACAAUCGACAAACAGUCGAAUCCAACAGUGAAAUGACAUUGUAUUUCAUUCACAACAAUCUCACUCGACUACCAAACAGGAACGCACUAGAGUUCCACAAGACAGCAUGUCUCAUUUGGUGUAUGGCUGGUGGUGCGGAGUUUGAUGAUGAAUAUUGUCCAUAUGAUGAUGAUGGCUGUACUCCUGUCGAUUACCAGAAAAUCCACAUCGGAACGUUCCUUGCUCUCGUUUGUGAUUGUUUUCCGUGGAUUGUUCUGGUAUUUUAUGUAGCUCACUUUUUGCCUUGCACGCAUUCGAUAAUCAAUGGAAUUGACCAAACGGAAUGCCUGCAACUGCCAAAAACCAAACAAAAUGCCAAAGCAUUUAUAUUAAAAUGUUACACUACGACAUCAUGUCUCAAAGUGCUGAAUGAGUCGUUGUCAUGCAACUUUACUGUUGAUAUUGUUUAUGGAUUUGAAGAUGUGCAAUACAAUCCGUAG